Molecule: messenger RNA, 5555 nt
Organism: Capra hircus (goat)
Lineage: Eukaryota; Metazoa; Chordata; Mammalia; Artiodactyla; Bovidae
Gene: RAB39A
Product: RAB39A, member RAS oncogene family
Exons: 2
Coding region: 132-785 (217 amino acids)
Biological process (GO): Rab protein signal transduction
Cellular component (GO): Golgi membrane
Molecular function (GO): GTPase activity; GTP binding
Source: RefSeq, a predicted model, not a curated record
GCCGCAGGAAUAUGCUGGAAGCCGACUGGCGGGCGCUGGGGAGGUGCUGAACGGACAGUUCCCGCCGCUUUAUUUGCCCGGCGGCGGGUAGGAGGGUGGGGCGGCCUUAGAGUCCGCUGGGCACGUGAGCGAUGGAGACCAUCUGGAUCUACCAGUUCCGCCUAAUCGUCAUCGGGGACUCCACCGUGGGAAAGUCAUGCCUCCUGCACCGCUUCACUCAGGGCCGCUUUCCUGGUCUGCGCUCCCCCGCCUGCGACCCCACCGUCGGCGUGGACUUCUUCUCCCGCCUGCUGGAGAUCGAGCCCGGCAAGAGGAUAAAGCUGCAGCUCUGGGACACGGCGGGACAGGAGCGGUUCAGAUCAAUAACUCGAUCUUAUUACCGCAACUCGGUUGGUGGAUUUUUAGUAUUUGACAUUACUAACCGACGAUCUUUUGAACAUGUGAAAGAUUGGCUGGAAGAAGCAAAAAUGCACGUACAGCCAUUUCAGAUUGUAUUUCUGCUAGUGGGACAUAAAUGUGAUUUAGCUUCACAACGUCAAGUUACAAGGGAAGAAGCUGAAAAACUGUCAGCAGACUGUGGUAUGAAGUAUAUAGAAACCUCAGCAAAAGAUGCUACGAAUGUUGAGGAAUCCUUCACUAUCUUGACAAGAGACAUAUAUGAACUUAUUAAAAGGGGAGAGAUUUGUAUUCAGGAUGGCUGGGAAGGGGUUAAAAGUGGUUUCGUUCCAAAUACUGUGCAUUCUUCUGAGGAAGCAGUAAAGCCCAGGAAAGAGUGCUUCUGCUGACUUCAAACAUACCAAAGAAUUAAGAACAGAUUGGAUGUCAUUUCAGGAUAAAUACCAACAUUAACAACAGAAUGAUAUGAUGAAAGCAUUUUAAAAAGUUAUAAACCCAUGCUAAUGCUGUUUUGUAAGGUAUUUAAUUCAGAGCAAUAUGCUAACUUGUUAAACUACCAGAUUGGUAUUUUGCUAAAUUAUCAAGCAAAGCAGACAACAUUUUCUGGAAACUGGAGUGUCUACAUAAUUGCCUUCAUUCUCAUUUUGUUAGCAUAUAACUGACCAUAAUAUCCAAAUAUGUCAAUAUUACUCGUGUUUCUUGAUAGUUUGAAAUGGAUGUUUUAUGCACACAUAUAAUCUAUUGAAAAGAUUUUAUCAGGAGUUACAUUCUCUAGCAUUAAUUAAUAUUAAAUAGUAAAGUGGAUUUAAAAGUGCACUGUUCAUUUACAAAGUAAACAAUCUCAGAGUUAUUAACUAGGCCUAAAAUAACAAUUUCUUGCUUAAAGUGGCAGGUUUGUAACCAUUCUCUGAAAUAUUCUCCCUUAAUUUUGCUUGAACAUGAAAAGAUAAGUUUUAUAUUAAUUUUUGUUCUCUCAUUUAUUGCUCCUGAAAAUUUUAUGUUUUAUAGAGACAUCUAAGGAUCUCAGCAAAAUAUUUUAUUAUAAAUAUUUGUAAAAAUCAAAAUGAAGGGUCACUUUCAGCAAAUGUUUUGUUUUUAUAGUAUACUGUCCUUAAUAAGAUAAGAAAAAUGAAUUUAUAUACUGAUGACAUUUUCAAAGAAAGUAAAUCCAGUCUACCUUGAUCUAUUGUCAAAAUUAUCAAUAUAGGUAAGUGUAGAAUAUUUUUAAUAAUUGCUUUUUAUGUUCAAGUGAAUUUCCAAAUUUCCCCAUUUUCAAUACAAGGAAAGUGUAGAAAAUAUAUUACGGGGCAAGAAAAAUUGACUAGAUGUUUGAAAUAACAUUCAUCAUCAGUAAAAGUAAAAAUAAAAUAAUGAGUUAAGGCUAUAAGAUAAUGUUUGAGCUUCCUAAUUUUUAACUUGUUAAUUAAAUCCCCCUCCUGAAAGGGACGUUUUUAUGACAAUGUCAAAUAUUUUAUAAUAUACGUUUCUAUUCUGUUCUGUAAACCAUUCUUGAUCACAAACUGCUUUUUGGAAUCAUAAGGUCUUUACUGUUUAACUGUAGUUGCUUCAUUUGUCUGAAAACCAAAUUUGUAUAGUAGAAAGAAUAAUGAGAAAUCAGAAAACCUGGUUCUAAGCUUGCCUUUGCUUUCCAGCAUUCAUACAUGAGUAAGUAACAACUUCUGUUAGUUUUCUCAUCUGUAAAACAAGGCUAAUGACCUCAUUAAUUGUAUUUCAUGGAAUUAUUUUGGGAAUCCAGUGAAUCAUGUAGAAAAGUUUUGUGAGUGGAGAAAGAAUUAUGCAAAUGUGAGAUCAAUAUCAACUGCUGAUGGGCAUACUAUUAUAUUUACAAUGGAUGAGAAUUUUUCCCAUGUUAUCUUCCUUCCCUCCCACACAGAAGGAGCAAAGAAGGUGUAUGCUUUCAUGGACCUGGCGCAGUUCUUGGCUUGAUAUAUUUGUGUAGACUGUUACCCUGAAACUCCGCUCCUCUAAAGUGGAAAUGUUAGGCAAGAAAAUCCCACGAGACUUAAUUCAAUCAAAAGUCAUGUUUGAAUGUGGUUUUUGUGCCUCUUUGAAUGUUUAAAUACUAGUACCUUUCUAGAUUAAUGUAGGUAUUUUUAUAGUGCCUGUAGAGACUAUGAAUUAUACCAUUGCUAUAAUUUUUUUAAUAUAUUGUAAAUGUUUUCUUGGUAUCCUUGGAUUAAUUUUACUUGAGUAAGUUCCAACUAUAACUGGGCAGAUAAGACAAUACUGUCACCCCAAAAGUGAAGUAGUCUCGUUUUAUUGUUAUAAUUUAAAAUCUUAUCAUUUUCAUCAGUUCAAAGUAGCAUAAACUCACAUAGUGAAUACUUAACAGUAAAGUACAGUUAUUUGUGGCUAUUUGUAAAGUUAAACAGCUAAAAUAUAAAAUGUGAUUUAACUUUCAGUGGAUACCCUUUGUAAUACUAAUGUUGGUACAGCACUCAUGUUUGGUCAAAGCAUAUGAUGUGUUCCAAGAUUUAGAAUCAAGUUAAGAAAUCAAAAGAAACAAAUGGGAAUGCAGGGCCCCAUAAAGCUGAUACUUAGCAGAAUCACACAUAAGCAGAAGCAAGCAUCAAAGUGUAAUUCUUAUAUCGUGGUUGAUAUUCUUUCCAUAAUCAUGCUGUGUCAGGGUGUGUGUGUGCUGAAUAAAAGGGGAAAUGCCAUCUAACAGAAUCUACAAAGUCUAAAAUUGGGCUAAAUCGUUAUAUUAUAGAGGAGCUGAAAUUUUUGAGUUCUUAUACCAGAUUGCCAAAUAUCUUUAUAACCUUAGCCAGAUAUCUUUAUCUAUUUAUCUGCCUAUCUCCCUAUACAUAUAAGUAACUGACCUAUUUUCGUACACAUCAUUAUGUAGCAUAUGGAUAAUAAUGCCAAUGUAGUAAAGAUAUUAGCUCCAGGCAAAAUAUUUUGAGUAAGGUUCUUAUAAAUCAAAAAUACUCAAUUUUAUAUUAGAAUUAUAUAAUUUAAUAUUUAAUUUAAACCUUACUUAAAUUAAAAUCUUUAAAAUGAACAAUGUAGCUAAUUUAAUAAUUAGCUAAUUGUUAAAUAUUUUAAAUGUGAUUAAAAAGAAAUGAAAAACUAUCCAAUCAUAUAACAAAUUUGUCCCUGACAGAAAUUGCUCAUCUUGAGUAUUAUUAACACUUUCAGGGCAUGUAGUGAUAUGUUUCAUUAAAUGGUAAGCUUAAGCCAAAAUGAUUAUGUAAUUGGAGUGUGGAGUGUGUAAAUGCGGCCUUUAUAUACACGGUAGUAGCAAACAAGAGUUUUUGAGCCUGGAAACUUGGGAGUUUACUCUAGGUUUCCCAAAGCUGCAAAGCAGUUUCGGUUUGUUUGGUUGGUUAGUUGGUUUGAUUUGGUAGCAAUCAAAGCAGUCAUUUCUAUUAUUGUUAAGAUAACUUUGGCAGUCUUUUUAUCCAACUUUACAUCAUGAAAAAACUGAAUCUGUGAAUUAAUAAAAUCAUCUUAGUGCUGCUUUUGUCAGAUUUUAUAUUGCCAUUGGUUAAAUUAAGAACAAAGCUUCAGGUUUCCUUGGUGGUCUAGUUGGGUUAAAAUUCUGCCUUGCGCUGCAGGGGACACUGAUUCCAUCCCUGAUCCAGGAAGAUCCCACAUGCCGCAGGGCAACUAAGCCCAUGUGCCACAACUACUGAACCCACACUCUAGAACCUUCGAGAUGCAAUUACUGAGUGCAAGCUCCUCAACUUCUGAAGCCCUUUCUUCCCAGAGCCUGUGCUCCACAAGAGAGCCACCAAAAUGAGAAGCCCACACACAACAGCUAGAGAGUAGCCCCUGCUCACCGCAACUAGAGAAGGCUUCAUGCAUGGUAAUGAAGACCUAGCAAAGCCAAAAAUAAAUACGUAAAUGAAAUUAUAAAAAGAAGAACACAGUUUCCUUUGACUUUGUGAAAUAAAAUUCACAGAUAAGGCAAGAUAAGAAAAAUCUAAACAAAAGAAUUCUCUGCCCUUUGGCCUCCUCUCUCCCCCACUGUGCAUCAACCAAAUCUCUUUCAUCAGCAGGAAUACCUGCUCAAUCAUUAAGAGCACCAUUGGCCAAGCAUCAAAAAGACAAUUCCUUAAAAGAUAACAUUCCUUCUUGGUCUUGUAAAGGAUCACAUAACCUACCAUGAUGACACUUAGACCUGGAUUAUGUAAACUGUCACUAAUGAUACAUCAUUUGAUGUACAGCCUUCUGUCUCAAAAAAAUAUAUAACCUGUGCCUUGACUUAUGACAAGUAGAAUAGUUCUCAGAGCUUUCUGAGAUAUACUUCCCAGGUUUUAUUUCUCAAAUUCGGCUCAAAUAAAAAUUUCCAAUUCUUUCUUAGGUCGACUGAAUAGUGUUUCUUCUACAACUUAAAAGAGUGCACUCUAUUUCCUUAGUUAUGACAUAGAAGCAUUCAAAAGACUAAAGACCUGUUUGAUAAGCUAACUCAUUUGUUCCCCAAUAACUGCCCGAAGAGAUUCAGUUGGAAAUGCAAAGGAAAUCAUUAAGAAAAAAUAAACACUAUUAAGGCUUUAAAGUUAGAUUCUUAGUAUUUUAAAAUAGUAGAAUACAUUCCCAAUCAGAACCUACUUUUGGAUAUUCCACAGCUGAUAAACAACCAUCUCUGCUUCAGAAUCUUUCUAAAUUCGUUUUCUCACUAAACUUUCCUGAGCAACUGAUCUUAAAAUAACUAACAAACUGUUCUCCUGAACCUGAAUGAACUGCUACAUGACUUGGUAUUUCCAAAAUCUUAAUAACACAUGAGUGAUGAGCUAUGACAAUCUAAUCAAUUACUAUACAAUCUAAUUCACAUCAUUAUGAUAUAGAAUAAAUAUAAAAGAAAAAAUUUAAAGAUAUUAAAAAACUGGUGUUCCUUGUUGGUAUGUCUCUGGGUAAAUUUUUCAUCAUUUUUUUAAUAGUACCUAAAACAUUAUCUAUGUGACAUUCAGUGACUAUUAAUUGAUGAUUAUUAUGCUGAGUUAAUCCUAUUUAAUGUGGGAUCCGUAUACUUAGUUUUAGUUUAUAUAUUCCAUGGAGGAACAAACAUGUUUUGCUACAAUUUCUCUUGCAAUUUUUUCAGAAUGACAGCCAAUGGAAGAAAGAUAUGGCAUAAAGUUUUUGAAGUAUGUUAUUUGAUUUUAAAUAAUGAAUAAAAAGAAUGAGAAUGAGAA